Messenger RNA from Miscanthus lutarioriparius, 228 nucleotides. The record is from the annotation of a GenBank genome assembly. NCBI's taxonomy places the organism in Eukaryota, Viridiplantae, Streptophyta, Magnoliopsida, Poales, Poaceae.
AUGGCGAACCCUGUUGCCUACCUACAACAGCAACAGUUGCUUCCAUCCAACCCACUGGUUGCGGCCAAUGCUGCUGCAUACCUGCAACAACAACAGCUACAACAUAUCCUACCAGCGCUCAGUCAUCUAGCCGUGGCGAACCCUGCCACCUACUUGCAACAGAAACAGCUGCUUCCAUUCAACCAACUGGCUGUGGUGAACACAGAUGCAUACCUACAACAACACUAG